Messenger RNA from Alternaria metachromatica, 1686 nucleotides. RefSeq lists its product as uncharacterized. The record is from RefSeq and is a predicted model, not a curated record. NCBI's taxonomy places the organism in Eukaryota, Fungi, Ascomycota, Dothideomycetes, Pleosporales, Pleosporaceae. The coding region runs from base 1 to 1686 and encodes 561 amino acids. The transcript has 6 exons.
AUGUUAUCUGCACGAGAAGUCUCUGGGCCUGAACAAACCGGCGGGCCCCGGCGGAGAGAAUCCCAGGAAACACGAUGGAACAAUCACGCCCCUGUCGACAAGGAUAAUUACAAGAGGGGCACAAUUGUGAACUUCCCUCAUGUGGUCCUUUGCGAAGCGAAUGACCCCAAUGCUGUCCAGACGCAGUUUGGCUGGUUUUGUUUCAAGACGAGAUACGGUAUCGUCAUCGACAACACCACCGAACUUGAGGUCCUAAAGCUCGGCACUUCCGGAGGACGCGGACCAUUAUCGAAGCCCAUACAAGUCCGCGUGGAUUGCUUCGGUCUCAAGAAAGCAGAAGAUGCAGAAUACUACUGCUGGGACGAAGAGCUGGGCAGUAAGGUCGCGUGCACCCCAGAAAAAGGCGUCUAUGACAUAGAAGUAGGUUGCCCAUACCAACCCAAGACGGGCGCCUUUGGAAAUGUCUUAGACGUUAUUCCCCUCCCACAUGACUCCCGUAUCGAAGUGUGCGGAGAGAUUAGGGAAGACGUCCUCAACGCGAUUCUUAAGAAGCGCAAUCGAAGGCUUCUACAGAAACAAAGCAGGAGCACCCCCAAAGACAUGUGGAUUGAGGAGUUGGAGGCACGUCUGGACAAAGACAAGCAUGCUCAGCAAGAUGCAGAUGACAAGGCCCGCCCAGAGCAGAUGAAGCAAGAUCAGCAGUCCAGUCAAAAUCGCCAACAGAGUGCUCAACUCCAGGACCAAGCAGCCAGGCCGAAGCGAUCAACGGCCGGCGCAACAGUUCGCGAUGGCGCGGCCCGUCUUACCAGCUUCCGCCUGACCGCGUUAACGGAGCUCGACGCUUUACAGGACCUGGUAGCAACGACGGUAGCAACCGCCCCCCGCAAAAUGCUCCACGACAACCACGCCGAGGCAACUCACGCCCUAGUCGACGGUCCUCUGGGAGCCAUGGUAACAUCAUUGAGGACCAGGCGCGAGCCAAUGGACGUCCAGAGCCGGCCCCAGGCAACGAUGAUCGAAGCACCGAGACCCGGCGGCCUCCCAAGGCUUGAUCGUACGCCGAGUCUACUUGAUCUGCUGCAUGGUGCCUUGGUCGAGGCGCAAGGCAGCCGUGGAGCGGACAUGUCUUCCGCAGCCAACCCGGCGUUUGACGACUACCAAUACCAGCCACUAGACCGUGCGACACAGCAAAUCCGACUUGUCACGCUUCUGGAUCCGCUGGUAAAUGACGAUGCUAUACGUCUCGACAUUGAAGUCUUCGAAAUCUCGGAAGCACCGCCAUACACAGCAUUGUCCUACGUUUGGGGUCCACCACCGUCGUAUAACGACAUCUACAUCGCGGACGGACGGCUUAGAAUCCGCGAAAACCUGUUCAAAUUUCUCACUGAGUUCCGAAAAUGCCGCGACAAGACGCCUUCGGAUCGCUACAUGUGGAUUCACCAGCUGUGCAUUGAUCAGUCGAGUACUGUUGAGCGCAACCACCAAGUUCAGAUGAUGAGCGACAUAUACAGCAAAGCUACGUCAGUCGUUGCUUGGUUGGGCGACGGCUCUGAGAAACCCAAUUCACAUACCAAAUGGCUCGCCGAGGGCGGAUACGACAAGUUCGAAAACACCGAAACAGAUCAGGAUCCUAGUGAAAGACAUGUGGCUGGUGGAUGGCACACGGAGACCGGAGUGUCAUUCUGA